Molecule: messenger RNA, 1212 nt
Organism: Erigeron canadensis
Lineage: Eukaryota; Viridiplantae; Streptophyta; Magnoliopsida; Asterales; Asteraceae
Product: protein STAY-GREEN homolog, chloroplastic-like
Exons: 4
Coding region: 136-924 (262 amino acids)
Source: RefSeq, a predicted model, not a curated record
AAAACACUUUAUUUAAUAGUUUUCCCACUUUGUGUUUUUGGUGUUGUGUGUGGAUUUAGGCCAUCUAACUUUCUAUUAUUAGUUAGUGUCUAAAAACAAAGUUAAAGCAAAAUUUCUUUGUCUCUCUUUCAAGAAAUGGCUUCUCUAAUCCUACCUUCAAAACUGAACUAUUGUUCUUCUUCAUCAUCUUUAUUUCUAGAUUACAAUCAAAGCUCUUUGUUCAUCUUUAAAAGACCAUCAAAGAUCAAGAAGACUCAUUCCCCUGUUGCAAGGUUAUUUGGGCCAUCAAUAUUUGAAUCAUCAAAGUUAAAGGUGUUGUUUUUGGGGGUUGAUGAAAAGAAGCAUCCUGGGAACCUCCCAAGAACUUACACACUUACACAUAGUGAUAUUACUUCUAAAUUGACUCUUGCAAUCUCUCAAACCAUAAAUAAUUCUCAGUUGCAAGGGUGGUCUAAUAAGAUAUACAGGGACGAAGUGGUGGCAGAAUGGCGAAAAGUGAAAGAAAGGAUGUCUCUUCAUGUUCAUUGUCACAUAAGUGGUGGACAUUUCUUUCUAGACUUAUUUGCUCCUCUUCGGGUUUUCAUUUUCACCAAAGAACUACCCUUGGUGUUAACGGCAUUUGCACAUGGAGAUGGUAAUUUGCUGAACAAUUAUCCAGACCUACAAGACGCUUUGGUUUGGGUCUAUUUUCACUCCAAUAUUCCUGAGUUUAACAAAGUGGAAUGUUGGGGUCCGCUUAAAGAAGCUGGUGGGUCCUUGUUUAUACGUGGACCCACUAUGCCACUUGAUGAGAUCCCAAACCCAUGUCAAGAGGACUGCUCAUGUUGUUUCCCUCCAAUGACCUCAAUCCGUUGGUCAAAAGACCCCGAUAAUGACCACGUGGAUAAUGUUGGGACCCAUCAAGGCUUAAAUCAGCAAAUCUGAUAAGUUAACAUUGGGUUUUCGAAAUGUAAAAAAGAUUUUUUUUUCUAGGUCUUAAGUAGAUGUAAAUGGGAUCCGAACUAAGCCCGAUCAAGAUGAAUUACUAAUGGAUGAUGAUUGAUGAAGCUAAAUCUAGGUGUUCAUGUUGUUUCAAUCGCAAAGUGAAUAGAUUUAGUAUAUGGUACAUUCGUUUGGGCAUGAGAAACAGAUCAUGAUAGCUUGAUUGAUGCCAUUUAAUUACUUAAGUUUGUAGAUAUAUAGAUGUGGAUGUAUAUAUUUGUUUGCUUUCUA